GGCCGGAAGUGCCCCUGGGCGGACGGAGAAAGCUUGUAGAAGCUUAGGGCUCGGCGAUAGCGGGACGCGGGGAGCGGGGCGGGUGAUUUGCCUAAGUGAAAGUGAAGAAAGCUCGGAGCCCCAGGACUACAGUUCCACCCAUGCGUACAGCGACCGGCUGGGAGCCCGAGAAGCCGAGCGUACGGCCGCGGUCGCGGAAAGGGGACAGUCACUUCCCGGAAGAGGCGGGGCCAUGGACGAGAAGGCACCGAAUUCGAAGUGCUCCCCAGGAGCUUUCCGGGGCAGGGUGCUAGGCGCCAAACGGUCGACUUUGCUUGGGGAAGGAAAGAGAAAGUCUUUCCUUUUCUUUUUUUAUUUUUUGAGAAGAGGAAAUUUAGAAACUUGUAGACAGCAGUAGUUAAGAUUCAGGCCAAACUGGUAAAUCACGGAAGGGCGUCUUUCAAAACCAAGGAGGAAGGGUUGUCCCGGGUGCCUCGAAUAACAGCAGAUAAUCACCAGGAUGGGAGUGAAUGACUUGUGGCAGAUUCUGGAGCCUGUUAAACAACACGUCCACUUGCACAGUCUUGGUGGGAAAACCAUUGCGGUUGAUCUGAGUCUCUGGGUAUGUGAAGCACAGACAGUCAAAAAAAUGAUUGGGACGGUCAUGAAGCCCCACCUCAGGAACCUAUUUUUUCGUAUCUCAUAUUUAACGCUAAUGGAUGUAAAACUGGUGUUCGUUAUGGAAGGGGAACCCCCAAAGCUGAAAGCUGAUGUCAUAAGUAAGAGGAAUCAGAUUCGGUAUGGACCUUCGACAAAAACAUGGUCUCAGAAAACAGGGAGAUCACAUUUUAACUCAGUCUUAAAGGAGUGUCUUGACAUGCUGGAAUGCUUAGGAAUUCCCUGGGUCCAGGCUGCUGGAGAAGCUGAAGCCAUGUGUGCUUACCUCAAUGCCAGUGGUUACGUAGAUGGCUGCCUCACCAACGACGGCGAUGCUUUCCUUUAUGGGGCCCAAACUGUUUAUAGAAAUUUCACCAUGAAUACCAAGGACCCACAUGUUGACUGUUAUACAAUGUCAUACAUCAAGAGUAAACUAGGUUUGGAUAGAAAUGCUCUGGUUGGGCUAGCAAUACUACUUGGCUGUGAUUAUCUUCCAAAGGGAGUCCCUGGAGUUGGAAAAGAGCAAGCAUUAAAACUUAUAAAGAUUUUGAAAGGACAAAGUUUACUUCAGAGGUUUAAUCAGUGGAAUGAAAAAUUUUGUUACUCUAAUUCACAACCAGCAGUUGUUAGCAAACUGGCUCAUUGCUCUGUAUGUUCCCAUCCAGGUUCACCUAAGGAUCAUGAACGUAAUGGAUGCAAAUUAUGUAAAACUGAUCGAUAUUGUGAGCCACAUGAUUAUGAAUACUGUUGUCCUUGUGAGUGGCACCGAACAGAACACGAGAGACAACUAAAUGCAGUGGAAAACAGUAUUAGGAAGAAAGCUUGCAGUUGUCAGGGAUUCCCAUUCCAUGAGGUUAUUCAAGAAUUCCUUUUGAACAAGGAUAAAUUGGUGAUGGCAAUCAGGUACCAAAGACCUGAUUUAUUAUUGUUUCAGAGAUUUGCUCUUGAAAAAAUGGAGUGGCCCAGUCACUAUGCAUGUGAGAAAUUGUUGGUACUGUUGACCCACUAUGACAUGAUAGAAAGAAAGCUCGGUACAAGGAACUCUAAUCAACUACAGCCACUUCGAAUUGUUAAAAACCGAAUCAGAAAUGGAGUUCGUUGCUUUGAAAUAGAAUGGGAAAAGCCUGAACAUUACUCUAUAGAAGAUAAACCUGGACAAUUGGUUUUACAAACAAUAGAAGAAGAAUCAUUGUUUGAAGCAGCUUAUCCUGAGAUUGUUGCUAUUUAUCAAAAACAACAGUCAGAAAUUAAAGGCAAGAAACAAAAAAGCAUGAAAACUAAGUCUAAAGGAAACAGUUUGCCAGAAUCAGAUGAUAUGAUGACUUUGCAAUCACACAUGACUUUAAAACCCACAUGUGAAAUCUUUUCUAAGCAGAAUUCCAAGUUAAAUUUGGAAAUUUCCCCUGAUUCUACAUUACCACAGGAAUCUACUGUGUCAUUGAAUACCUUGCUUUUACCUGAAGAUGCUCCCUGUUUGAAUACACAAGAACAGUUAAUAUCUUCUCCAAGACCUUUGGCUGUGCAGCAAAUUAAAGCUGUCAGUAAGUCUCUGAUUGCAGAAUCUAGUCAACCCAGUACCUCAUCCCUUAAUAUAUCUGCAAUUGCUGAUCUGCACUUGAGCACCAUUGACUGGGAAGGUACUUCUUUUAGUAAUUCUUCAGCUAUCCCAGGGAACACUUUUGCUCAUGGUGUAAAAUCGGAACUUGAAACAGCUAUCCCUGAUAGCUUUAAAAAUAUUACAGAGCAAUUGUCAUGUGAAUCAGAAUGGUGCACUACAAACAUUAAUAAACAGUUCGAUUGGGAUCUUCAAAAGACUGAUCCUGAAGAGCACCUACUUUCUGGCAUUACUGAUUUACAUCUUCAGGAUUUACCUUUAAAGGAACGAAUACAUAUAAAAUCAUCAUAUCCUCAGAAUAAUGUACAACCAGAUGAUGAUCUGAAAACAUUGUCCCUACUUACUGUACAAGAACACUGUAUUGCUAAUAGUAGUUCUGAGUGUCUAUCACAUCUUUCAAAAGAUUUUCUAGGAAUUCAUUUGCAAAAUGAAUCUAGAAACUGUAAAGUCCUAAAAGGAAACCAGCUGUUUCCAGAAAACUAUAAAGCAAAUACUUCUAUACCUUAUUCUGUCAAUAACCCAAUAGUAAAGACCUCCAAUGUUAGAAUUGGACCACCAAAUACUGCUUUAGAUUAUAGUAGAAAAGUUGAUGGGCAAACCACUCGGAAAACUGUAAUGAAGAAGAGUGUUUGCCUUGACAAACAUUCCUCUGGUGAAGAAAUUAUCCCAGAGUCUGGGAAAGCUAAGUCCACAACUCAAAAAAUGAAGCAGAGUUCUCAGAAACAUAGCCCAGCCCAGUUCAAAAAAAAUGAUGCCAACAAACUGAGUAACCCUAAAGCACAUAUUAAAGAAACUGAACAGUGUGUCCAGCCUUAUAAAACAGCUGGAAAUGAAGAAACCCAUUUCCAAGAUGCAGCAAAAUGGUCUCUGAGUUUCCUACAGUGUCAUAAGGAAAAAGACGUCUCUGGUACCUGUUUGGAUAGUCCUCUUCCUUUAAGUCAGAGAUUAAAACUAAGGUUCCAAAACACCUGAAAUUAAAUUUAAAAUAUUCAAGUAUAACUUAGUAUUCUAGUACUGUUGGCAUUAGCAGAAGCAGAAGGAAGGUAUCUAGUUAAUGUAUAGUAGAAAAAUUUAACGUGAUUCUAUAUGUUGUGAGACACUUGACAUUUUAAUCAAAACUGUAAUAAAAAAUGUUACCUAAAACUUUGGUUUUAAAAGACGAUUCUCUGCAGUGAAAACUUCAGAUAAUGUAUAUUUUUAUAACAUACUUUUUUCAUUAAAAAAAAUCUUUAUUGA
Molecule: messenger RNA, 3487 nt
Organism: Aethalodelphis obliquidens (Pacific white-sided dolphin)
Lineage: Eukaryota; Metazoa; Chordata; Mammalia; Artiodactyla; Delphinidae
Gene: GEN1
Product: GEN1 structure-specific endonuclease
Exons: 14
Coding region: 500-3223 (907 amino acids)
Molecular function (GO): four-way junction DNA binding; 5'-flap endonuclease activity
Source: RefSeq, a predicted model, not a curated record